Diceros bicornis minor is the source of this 3054-nucleotide messenger RNA. Its product is annotated as zinc finger protein 709-like. Gene Ontology annotation, molecular function: RNA polymerase II cis-regulatory region sequence-specific DNA binding; DNA-binding transcription repressor activity, RNA polymerase II-specific; DNA-binding transcription activator activity, RNA polymerase II-specific. Gene Ontology annotation, cellular component: nucleus. Lineage: Eukaryota; Metazoa; Chordata; Mammalia; Perissodactyla; Rhinocerotidae. Bases 666 to 2375 code for a protein of 569 amino acids. The transcript is spliced from 5 exons. Gene Ontology annotation, biological process: negative regulation of transcription by RNA polymerase II. The record is from RefSeq and is a predicted model, not a curated record.
UGCUUUGCAAUUUCUUGUUUCAUUUGAAAACUCAGUCAGGAAUUCCUGCUGCGUACCUGUGCCCAUGUGUUCACAGAGAGCUGGGUGAAAGGAGUAGAGGCAGCCCCAGGCCAGGAAAAAGUUCUGUUUAAGUGCAAAUGUGCCAGGUGAGUCAGGUUCCGGUCCGCUAGGGUAUCAGGUUCCCCUGAGCCACACAGCCUCCAGCCCGCUGUCACUCAGGCACAAGUGGGCAGGGCCAUCUGGACUGUCCAAUCGGGAGCUGCUGGGUGGGACGAUGCGCCGUGCUGAGCUGGAGGUGCCUCCUGCUGUGCUCGGGAUGGAUUAUCGCCUGCUCUUAGGGUUACCCCGUGGCUCUGCUGCAGCCUCGGUCACUUUGUGAUCUGCACUGGUCAUGGGAGUCCCAGGAAGGACUCAGGAGACCUAGAAAUGUAUUUCUGUCAUUUUGGAAUAUACUCUUGAUGCUGCCUUUAUGGAGAAAUAAGAAGAAAUGUGAUCACAGUAAAAAUGUGUAAAAUAAUUUCCAUGUGUUCAUGAUGCUGUUAAAUUGAUGAGGAAGUGUCUACAGAAAAACAGAGUCACUGGCCAUUGAGGAUGUGGCUGUGAACUUCACCGCAGAGGAGUGGGCUUUACUGGAUCCUUCACAGAAGAAACUCUACAGAGAUGUGAUGUGGGAAACCUUCAGGAACCUGGCCUCUAUAGGAAAAACGUGGGAAGAUCAUGAUAUUGAAGGUCGGUACAAAAACAAGGGGAGAAAAGAGAGAAUUCAUAUGGUAGGGCGACUCUAUGAAAAUGAAGAGGGUAGUCAAAGUGGAGAAAACUUCAGGCUCAUUCCAAACCUCAAUCUGAACAAGAAAACUACUGAAGCAAAACCAUGUGAAUGCAGUGCAUGUGGAAAAGUCUUCAUGCAUCAGUCAUUGCUUAAUAGGCACAUCAGAUGUCACACUGAACACAAAGCCUAUGACUAUCAAAAAUAUGGAGAGAAAACAUAUAAACAUAAGGAAUAUGGGAAAGUCUUCACUUUCCCCAAUUUUCUUCAAAUACAUGAGAUAACUCAUACUAGAGUGAAACCCUACGAAUGUAAAAAAUGCGCUAAAGCAUUCACUUCUUCUAAUUCUCUUCGAGUACAUGAACGACGUCACACUGGAAAGAAACCUUAUAAAUGUAAGGAAUGUGGGAAAGCCUUCAUUUCUCUCACAAACCUUCGAGUACACAUGGUCACUCACACUGGAGAUGGACCUUAUAAGUGUAACAAAUGUGAGAAAGUAUUCAUUUAUCCCAGUUCGUUUCGAAUACAUGAAAGGAGUCACACUGGAGAGAAACCCUAUGAAUGUAAAGAAUGUGGGAAAGCCUUCAGUUUGUACACUAACUUAAAAAAACACACAAGAACUCAUACAGGAGGGACACCAUUUGUAUGUAAAGAAUGUGGUCAGACUUUUAUUUCUCUUCGAGUUUUCCAAAUACAUGAAAGAAAUCACACUAGAGAGAAAUCCUAUGAGUGUAAAAAAUGUAAUAAGGCGCUCGGUUCUUCCAGGUCUCUUCAACGACAUGAAAGAAAUCACACUGGAGAAAAACCCUAUGAAUGUAAAAAAUGCAGUAAAGCAUUCUGUUAUCCCAGUUCUCUUCGAGCACAUGAGAGAAUUCAUACUGGAGAGAAAUGCUAUGAAUGUAAGGAAUGUGGGAAAACCUUUAUAGUUCUGUCAAGCCUUCGAUCACACAUGAUCUCUCACACUGGAGAUGGACCUUAUAAGUGUAAGAAAUGUGACAAAGCAUUUAUUUCCCCCAGUGCAUUUCGAACACAUGAAAGGAGUCACACUGGAGAGAAACCAUAUGAAUGUAAAGAAUGCAGUAAAGCAUUCAGUUAUACCAGUUCUCUUCGAAAACAUGAAAGAACUCAUACUGGAGAGAAACCCUAUAAAUGUAGAAAAUGCAGUAAAGCAUUCACUUCUUCCAGUUCCCUUCGAGUACAUGAAAGAAUUCAUACGGGAGAGAAACCCUAUGAAUGUAAGGAAUGUGGGAAAGCCUUUAUAGAUUCCUCAAGCCUUCGAUCACACAUGAUGUAUCACAUGGAAGAUAGACCUUACAAAUGUAAGGAAUGUGAGAAAGCAUUCAUUUAUCCCAGAUUACUUAGAAGACAUGAAAGAAGUCACAGUAAAGAAUGUGGGAAAGCCUUCAUUUCCCAUAAAAGUUUCCAAAUACAUAAAAGAAAUAAUACUGGGGAGAAACUAUAUGAAUGUAAAAAGUGUAGUAAAGCAUUUAAUUUUCCCAGUUCUCUUCAAAAACAUGAAAGAACUCAUACUAGCAAGAAACCCUAUGAAUAUCAGGAAAGUGGGAAAGCCCUUAUUUCUCAUGCAAACUUAUAUGAGAAUGCACACUAGAAAAAAAACUAUAUAAAUAUAAUGAAUGCAUGAAAGCCUUUUGUCAUCCCAGUUCUCUCUGAAUGUGUAAAAGGACUCACUUGAUAAAAACCUCUUGAAUGUAAACAGUUUGGGAAAGACUUCAAAUGACCUACAUCAUUAUAUGUGAAACUCACACCAAAAAGGAAAUAUAAAAGUAAGUCAUGAGAAAGCUUGAUGGAAAUUUACUUGUGUGUGAUGUUCUAGAAAACUUUCAACAUGAAGGAGUUGUUGUAAAAGUUGUAAAUAUAUUUUGUUUAGCAAGCCUCUUUUUUAAAGUCCAACAUUGGAUUGUGGAUUUCUAUUAAUUUCUUUCAGAAAUGAAUAUCGAGGUGAGAUAAUUCUGCUAGUCCUCCUUCAUCAAUAGUACAAAAGAUUGAUAGGUAGUGGUUUUUCCUGAAAUCAGUUAGUAAUAUUUUUUCUUUAAUUGUUUUUAUAAGGUUUUAAUUUUUUUGUCAUGGGGACACUGAAAAAUGACAGUUUGUAUUUGUUGGGAUUUUCUUACUGGCCUUGUAUUGCAGAUCCUGGAUAUGCCUAACCCAUUGUAUAUAUUUUUCCCUUUUUAGAGAAAGCUCCUUUUUUUGGGGUGAUGAGUAUAGAAGCCUGUUUUUAUUUUCCAUACUAUUCAACAGUUGGAAUAAAUUUUUGUGUGCUGCAAGUU